Messenger RNA from Cynara cardunculus var. scolymus (artichoke), 998 nucleotides. Its product is annotated as peptidyl-tRNA hydrolase ICT1, mitochondrial-like. NCBI's taxonomy places the organism in Eukaryota, Viridiplantae, Streptophyta, Magnoliopsida, Asterales, Asteraceae. The transcript is spliced from 7 exons. The record is from RefSeq and is a predicted model, not a curated record. Gene Ontology annotation, molecular function: translation release factor activity. Bases 106 to 795 code for a protein of 229 amino acids. Gene Ontology annotation, biological process: translational termination.
AAUUCUACAAUAACACGAAAACAAGGCAAUCUCUCUGUUUGUGUGCGUGUCCACCGUCUAUGAAGAAAACCGAUCUGCCAUUCGAAAAUUAGUUUGGAAUCCUCAAUGGCGGCAAUUAGAACCACCGCCACAGUUCUCGUCAAACAGAUUUGCUGCCCAUCGCCAUCAUUACCUUCCAUUCGCACCUAUUGCAAACUCCUUUCCAACGUCCCGUCCAUUUCCCGUCCAAUCAGCUACGCUCCUAUCCGGUGUGCCCGGGCUAUCGAUUCCGAUGGCAGCAGCGGCGGCAACAGGAAGGCGUCGGCACGGUUGUCUCAGGUUCAACAGCAGUUACAUGAAGCCAUGGAGAGGGCUUCUGGAGGCGAUGAACCUAUUCCCAAGAUUACUCUAGAUCAUGUUUCUGUUAGCUUUGCUAGGAGUGGUGGACCUGGAGGUCAAAAUGUCAACAAAGUAAAUACCAAGGUUGAUAUGAGGUUUAAUGUUAAUGCGGCACAUUGGUUAAGUGACAGGGUUAGAGAGAAAAUCUUACAGAUGGAAAAGAAUCGAAUCAACAAAGAUGGGGAGCUUGUGAUUUCCUCCACAAGGACCAGAACACAGAAGGGUAACAUUGAGGAUGCCUUGGAGAAAUUACAGGCGAUUAUUGAUGCUGCUUCGUAUGUCCCACCACCUCCAUCCGAAGAACAAGUCAAGAAAAUUACCAAAAUAGCGGCUGUAUCAGAGCAGAAACGGCUGCAGAACAAGAAGGUUAUUUCACAGAAAAAAGCAUUCAGAAGAAGCCGAGACAGUUAUGACUGAAACCCGAACAGCAAUACGUUUCAAAGGAUGAAGCAGCAAGCAUCAUAGAUCAUGUAAGUUGGCAUUAAUGUGUUAUAUUUUGUAGAUGAGAAGGAUAGGAUGGAAGUAGGUAAUUUGAUACAUUAAUUGUGCAGUUGGUCAAGUAAAAGCUCUACAUUUGUGAAGUACAUGAUGCCAAGGUAUGAAGAUAGCUACAUAAUAUC